Molecule: messenger RNA, 1298 nt
Organism: Rhincodon typus (whale shark)
Lineage: Eukaryota; Metazoa; Chordata; Chondrichthyes; Orectolobiformes; Rhincodontidae
Product: tubulin polymerization-promoting protein family member 3-like
Exons: 3
Coding region: 24-557 (177 amino acids)
Biological process (GO): microtubule bundle formation; microtubule polymerization; positive regulation of protein polymerization
Cellular component (GO): microtubule
Molecular function (GO): tubulin binding
Source: RefSeq, a predicted model, not a curated record
AAGCGAGCUGUGGGACCUCAAAAAUGGCAGGAACAUCCAGCAAUAUGGCAGCUUUGCAUGACUCAUUUAAAAAAUUUGCUAUGCAUGGGGAUACUGCCUCAAGUGGCAAUGAAAUGAAUGGGAAAAACUGGUCCAAAAUCUGCAAAGAUUGCAAAGUCAUCGACGGCAAAACAGUAACUUCAACAGAUGUGGACAUUCUCUUUUCAAAAGUGAAAUCCAAGUCAGCUCGAGUAAUCACCUUCGAAGAGUUUAAAAUGGCCCUGGCAGAACUUGCUCCAAAGAGAUUUAAAGGCAAAAGUCAAGAGGAGGCACUGGCAUCCAUUUAUGCUCUGAUUGCUGGAAAAGAUCCAGCUAAUGCUGGAGUGACGGUUGCAUAUAAAGCAGGAGGUGUUGAUAGACUAACAGACACCUCCAAGUACACUGGAACCCAUAAAGAACGUUUCGAUGAAAGUGGCAAAGGCAAAGGGCUAAGUGGCAGGGAAAACAUAGUUGAAAACACAGGAUACGUCGGGAAUUACAAAGGAGCUGGAACCUACGAUGAAAAAGUGAGAAAAUAAGACCGCACAAUGCUGCCUGAGACAUUUCCAUUAAAGGACUCAAUGAUCCUUUGUUAAUUUGCUCCAGGUCAUCCAGCAUUUUCAAUAAAACAGUUAAAUUACACAUGUAUUUUAACUUUUAACAAUAUACUUUCUGGGUAAGAAGUGCAACUCAUGGCCUAAAGUUGUAACUGUGAGAAGCAAUUGCAUGAAUUGCUGAGUGAUGCAAAACUUCCUCGCACACUGUAUUUUUCAAAUGAUAUGUAGCGGAAAAAACUGAACUUACAAGGAGAAUUUUUUGUAAUUUAUCAUCCUUACAAACUGAUAGCCAGAAUGCAAGACUAACUUUAACAGCAGUUUUUUUUUAAAGAUGUUUGUCAGUAUGGAGUAUGGAGCAUCUCCCUGUCUACAAACUCAAAGUCUUUCCAGGUCUAUUGUAACACAACUCCCUCUUAUCUGCCCUGUAGUUUGUUUGAAAUCUUGUUGUGAAAUAUGUUGAUAAUACAUUCAAAAUACUGUAUCUGUGCACAAUUCUUGCCAGCAGUGGAGAAUUGUUUGAGAUAAUUCACAGCAGUGCAUGAAGAGAAACCUUCCUGUUAUGACUGGAACAAGGUCAGCCUGGUGGAGCUUAUAAGAUAUGAGUUUGCCGAUUAGGGCUGUUAACCUGGUCUAAUCAGGGAGCCCUGGCUGACAGAUAUAUUCAGGAAUGUCAGAGGUUCUGGCCACUUUGACAGCCAGCUCUGAAGAAGCCAGACAAGUACU